AUGCAAGUGAGAGUCCUGUCCUUGGCUCAAAGAGAGAAGGCAAAGAAUGUGGUUCUAGCUCCUAUUGAGAAUUGGGCAUUGGGGGUCUACUCACUCGCUUUCAGGAAUAGCACUUCUUCGCCCAAUACUACUUCUGAGAACCAUUCUUCAACUAGCUCUGGCAAUGAUAGCUCUAACCAUUCUUCAACUAGCUCUGGUGACAAUGAUAGCUGCUCUAGCAACAACUAUGAUACAGCAGAUACAACUUCUACCUCUGCGCGGGACUACUAUGAUACAGAACGUGUGCAAAGAGAACGGGAUACAACUUCUACUAAUGCACCUUAUAGCACUUCUUCUGAUAGCUAUGAUGGCAACAACUAUGAUACAAAGACUUCUUAUGAUGCACCUUAUAGCACUUCUUCGCCUACCUCUAGCUCUGGCACCAAGACUACUUCUGAUAACGAUAGCUGCUCUAGCUCUGGCAAUGAGAGCUCUGGUGGCAACAACACUUCUUCUACUACUUCUGAUGCCCGGGAGCGGGUGCAAGAACGAAUCAAAGACCUAGAUGAUCCAUAG
Daucus carota subsp. sativus is the source of this 555-nucleotide messenger RNA. RefSeq lists its product as uncharacterized. The transcript is spliced from 2 exons. The record is from RefSeq and is a predicted model, not a curated record. Bases 1 to 555 code for a protein of 184 amino acids. Lineage: Eukaryota; Viridiplantae; Streptophyta; Magnoliopsida; Apiales; Apiaceae.